UUCUGUGUUUCUUGCUUAUAUAGUAGUAAUACAAAAGGCAGCUACUAAUUUUCCUCUCAUCAUCAUCAUCUUCUUCUUCUUCUUCUUAUUUUUCUUCUUUAUUCUAGUUUCUAUAUAUAUGUACGUAUAUAUAAAUUAAAAUAUAUAGUUUUUAUCUUAAUUUCUUCCAAACAAAUGGAAAAUUACUCAUCAUUCUUUCAACUUUCUUCUUCAUCAUCAGAGACAGCAUCAGCAGCUAGUUGUUCAUCUAUGUCACUCAACACCGGCAGUUCCGUAAACGGGUUCUUGGGUCUGAUGCAAGAAAUGGAAGCUCCGAUAACUGAAAAUAAAAGAUUUGUCGGGUCUGAAAAUGGCGUAGAAAAAAUAGAUUUCGGAAAGAAUAAAGGAUCGAAGAAGAUUAAAAAGGAAAAAUAUGCUUUUCAAACGAGGAGUCAAGUUGAUAUUCUUGACGAUGGAUAUAGAUGGAGAAAAUAUGGACAAAAGGCCGUCAAGAACAAUAAAUUUCCCAGAAGCUACUAUCGGUGUACACAUGAAGGAUGCAAUGUGAAAAAACAAGUUCAAAGAUUGAGUGGAGAUGAAGGCAUUGUUGUGACCACUUAUGAAGGAAUCCAUUCCCAUGCUAUUCAAAAAUCUACUGAUAAUUUUGAGCAUAUCCUGACCCAAAUGCAAAUUUAUUCUUCAGUUUAACACUUCAUUUUCUCAUUGUACAUUGUUUUAUCUACUUUUACAACUUUAAAACUUUAAAACUUCAAAUAAGUAUAUUUUCAAUAUUUUAGCAAAAUUUGGUGUCAAUUAUUUCUAAUCACCAUUUUUUCCAAGUGAUAUGUAAUUAACAUCUAUUGCAAAAAGCAUAAUAAUGAGUCUUAUCAUUUUGUUAAA
Molecule: messenger RNA, 879 nt
Organism: Mercurialis annua (annual mercury)
Lineage: Eukaryota; Viridiplantae; Streptophyta; Magnoliopsida; Malpighiales; Euphorbiaceae
Product: probable WRKY transcription factor 75
Exons: 2
Coding region: 175-687 (170 amino acids)
Biological process (GO): regulation of DNA-templated transcription
Molecular function (GO): sequence-specific DNA binding; DNA-binding transcription factor activity
Source: RefSeq, a predicted model, not a curated record